Aureococcus anophagefferens is the source of this 7902-nucleotide messenger RNA. RefSeq lists its product as hypothetical. Gene Ontology annotation, biological process: calcium ion import across plasma membrane. NCBI's taxonomy places the organism in Eukaryota, Pelagophyceae, Pelagomonadales, Pelagomonadaceae. The record is from RefSeq and is a predicted model, not a curated record. The coding region runs from base 1 to 7878 and encodes 2625 amino acids. Gene Ontology annotation, molecular function: monoatomic ion channel activity; protein binding. The transcript has 8 exons. Gene Ontology annotation, cellular component: membrane.
AUGCCGACGGCGCAGGAGCGCCUGGCGGCGGCGUCGGAGCGCGCGGUGCCCGUGCAGGUCGGGCUCAUCGACGACGCCGUCGUCGUCGGCGCGGCGCCCUUCGACGUCGAGGAGUCGGUGGCCGACGUCGGGCCCUGGCUGCGUCGGCCGAUCAUCGCGCGCGAGGCCGUCGUGCUCGAGCGCCUGCCCGCGACACCGCGGCGCGGCGGGAGGCCCGGCCCGCGGCCCGAGCCCCCGAACCGCGUCGAGUGGUUCUGCUUCCCCGAGGGCGAGGUCGUGCUCAAGUGGCGCAAGAAGCGGCCGCCGAGCCGCUGCCACGCCUUCGCGCUCCACGCCGAGGGCCCGCCGGUGCGCGGCGUCGUGCUCGUCGCGUGGCGCGCGUGCGGCCGCUGGGCCGCGGACGGCGGCCGCUGGGCGCCGCGGGCGCCGGAGGCGCACCAGCGGGGCGGCGCGCGGUCCCGGAGGCUCUGGGCGCCCGUCGCGCUCUGCCUGCUCACGCGCCUGGGCGUCGUGCCGGCGCUCGUCGCGCUCGAGCAGGCCGAGCCGUGGCUCGCGGCGCGGUGGGCCGGCGGCGGCGACGACGGGCCGUCGCUCGUCGCGCGGCUCGCGCAGCUCGCCGACGAGGCGCCGCGGCCCGUGCGCGGCGCCCUGAGCCUGCUGGCCGCGGGCCCGCUCGGCCACCUCGUGGACGCGCGCGAGCGCGUCGGCGCGCCGUCGGCGCGCGCGGCGCGGCCCGCGACGCUCGCGGGCGGCGGCGCGCUGCCGCGGCCCGUCGGCGGCGGCGGGAGCCUGUGGCUGGCGGCGCUCCUCCUGGGCCCCGAGGGCCUGGCGACGGCGCUGGCCUGCGUGCUCCUCGAGCGGCCGCUGUGCCUCCACGCGGAGUCGACGACGGUCCUCGCGCCCGUCGCGGAGGCGCUCCUCGCGCUGGCGGCGCCGCUGGAGUGGGCCGGCGUCUACGUGCCCGUGCUGCCGAAGCCCCUCCUGGAGCUGCUCGACGCGCCCCAGGCCUUCCUGCUCGGCGUCGAGUCGAAGUGGAUCGACCGCGGCUUCUACGCCGAGAGGCGGCGGGCCGAGGCGGCCGCGGGCGCGCGGGACCGCGAGCGGCGCGCGGCGCGCGGCGAGGAACCGGUCUCCGCCGAGGACCUGCGGCUGCCCGGCGCGGAAUCGGGCCCCGACGUGACCAUCGGCCCCGGCGUCGUCCUCUUCGACCUCGACGCGCGCGCCGUCGACGCGCCCGGCGGCGAGGACCCGCCGGCGCUGCCCCCGGCGCCGCGGGACGCCGUCGUCGCCGCGGCGCGCGCGCUCCGGGAGCAGGCCUGCCUCGCGGCGCACGGCGACGGCGACGGCGACGCGGCCGGCGAGGGCGCCGCGCGCGCGCCGCACGUCGGCCUCCAGGCCGCGGAGGCGCGGCUCCAGCUCGCCUGCGCGGCGGCGGUGCUCGACCUGCUGGACCCGGGCCACGACCGCGCGGCGGCGGCGGCGCCCGCGCGCCGCGGCCUCGAGCCGAAGACGCGCGGCGUCAUCGCCGUCGCGCGCUGCGCCGCGGCCGCGCGCGCGUUCACGCGGGCCCUCGGCGCGGCGGACGCGGACGUCGUCGCCGCGGUCCACGGGCCCCGCGACGACCGCUUCGCCUACCGCCUCCCGCCGCCCCUCGACCCGGACGACGACGACGACGGCGCGCCGCCGGCCGACGCGCCACCGCCGCCCGCGCCCGCCGCCGACGCGCCGCCGGACGCCGCCGCCGACGCGGCGGCGCCGCCGCGCCUCGCGUGGCGGCCGCCGCGGCUCCUCGACCACGUCGGCGCGCCGGCGCCGCCGCCGACGCGCGUCUACCGCUACGGCACCCUCGCGGACCUCCUCGGCGUCUCCCUCGCCGAGCUCCGCGAGGCCCUCGAGCCGCCCGAGCCGCCGCCGACGAACGGCGGCACGUCGCCGCGGUCCUUCGCGCGCGACGCCGACGCCGACGAGGCGUCGACGUCCGAGGAGGACAGCCUGCCGCCGCCGCCCGUGGAAACGCGGCCUCGAAGCGGCUCGGAUCCGCGCGAUGACGCCGACCUCGCGUCGCCGGCGAGCGAUGGCGGGACCCCGACGGCGCUGACGCCCGUCGCCCUGCCCGUGCUCCCGCCGCACGCGUCGCCCGUGCCCCCCGCGCGCGCCCUCGGCGCGGAGCCGCGGCCGUUCGAGGCGGUCCGCGCGGCGCUCGGCGCCGCGGCGCCGCGGGCGUCGCGCGCGGACCGCUUCGAGCCGCUCGCGGCCGUGGUCUGCGCCGCGCUGUCGUCGGCGCUGCGGCGGCAGCUCGGCGUCGACGGCCUGUCGGCCGACGACGCGCGCGCGCUCCGCGGGGCCAUCGCGCGGCGCGACCGCGACGUCCUCGCGCUGCUCUCCGCGGUCGCGGCCGCGGACGCGGCGCCGGCGGCGCCGGCGCCGGCCGCCGCCGGCGGCGGCGGCGGCGCGCGCCGCGGCCCCCGGGGCGCGAACGCGCUCGCGCGGCGCGCGGACCGCGAGGACGUCGCGGCCGCGCCCGUCGCGCUCGUCGCCGCGCCGCCGGUCGCGGCGGGCUCGCUGCUCGCGGCGGGCGACGACGGGUCCCGCGCCGCGCGGACGUCCUACGAGCAGGUCGACAUCGCCUGCCUGCUGCGCAACGUCGUGGCGUCGUCGGCCCUCGACACCGCGCGCAUGACGGCCUUCGACGAGAACAACGACGGCCUCGUGCAGUUCGGGGAGAUCGCGCGCAUCUUCGGCGAGCUGCUGCGCGUGCGGCUCCUCGACGGCGAGAUCGAGGCGCUCUACGACCUGCUGGACAACUCGCUGGACCACAUCCGCCUCGUCGACCUCGCGCGGUUCCUCGACCCGCGCGACGCGCCGCGCGGCGGCGCCGCGGGCGCCGCGCCGGGCCGCCUCGAGCUCGCGCGCGCGUCGACGGUGACGACCGUGGCCCUGUCGCCCGACGGGAGCCGCGUGGCCUGCGGCGGCAUGGACUUCUACUGCGUCGUCUGGGACGCGCGCCGCGACCUGUGCCGCGACGCGCGGCUCUACGAGCGCCGCUUCCCGAAGCAGGUCGGCGCGGUCGCGCUCGGCGCGCGGGGGCUCGCCGUCGGCUGCUUCGCGCCGGGCCACCUCGACUACGUCGCGGACCUCGGCGCCGGCGGGGGCGAACCGGCGCCCGGCGACGCCGCGUGGCAGGCGGGCCGCGACGUCAACGCGCUCGCGCUCUUCGAGCGCGCGGGCGAGCUCGCCGUCGCCGCGGGCGACGCCGUCGUCAUCUACGCCGUCGCGCAGCGCGCGGAGCUCUACCGCUUCGAGGCGUCGGGCACGGCCUGGGGCGUCGCGCUCGGCGCGUCGGAGAACCACGAGCUCUCGCGCGCGCGCGGCGGGCCGCCGGUGCGCUUCGCCGUGCCGAGCCGCGACGCCGAGGACGCGGCCGAGUGGCCCGAGUGGGACUCGGCCCUCGCGCGCCAGCAGUCGACGCUGCGGCGCGCGAAGACGCACCGCGUGCUCGAGGUCGGCGCGUCCGGCGACGGCGAGGACUCGCGGCUCCGCGUGACGGACGCCGGGGCGACCUACGUCCACGAGGACGCGGCGCUGCGCGUCGUCGAGGGCGAGAGCUCGCGGACGCGCGUCGUCUCCGUCCACGAGAGCCUCGACAAGAAGCGCCUGCUGGGCCCAGGGCAGGACAAGAGAGCGAAAUUCCCAACUUCAAAGGCUCCGAUCUCGGCCGUUUUCCACUCGCUGGGCCUCGACGCGGCGCUCGCGCUCGGCUGCGUCGCGGGCGCGGCGCUCCGGGGCCGGGGCGCGCUGAGCGCGGCGCAGUACGCCGCGGCGGACCUCUGGGUGACCUUCUUCUACCUCCUCGAGCUCGUGAUCCGCGGCAUCUGCCACGUCGAGGUGCACCACUCGCUCUGGAAGUUCGCGCGGGACCCCGCGUGCGUCGCCGACGGCGCCGUCGUCGCCCUGGGCCUCGCCGCCGUCUUCGUGCGCCACGCGCCCUACGUGUCCUGGGGCCUGGCCCUGAGCAAGUGCGCGCGCUUCCUCCGCGCCGCGCGGUCCUGCGCGCGCCACCUCCGGGGGCUGAGGCACGCGCGCGCCGCGUCCGGCCGGACCUACGCGGUCGAGCUCGACGGCGGCGCCGUCGUGGGCGACGUGGACCGGCGCGACAUCCUGACGAACCCGGAGCGGCGCUACGUCGACAUGCGCCGCGCCGCGGGCGACGAGGUCAUGGCGCCGCGCGGCUUCGGCGCCGCGCGCGCGCGGAGCGGCGACGAGCGGGAGACGCGAGGGUCGCGGGGCCGCUCGGAGGCGCCGGAGCCCCUCGGCACGACGCCGCCCAUGCCGCGGCUGAAGCGCUUCGCGUCGCGGCGCUGGAAGCGGACCCGGACGUCGCGCGCGGAGGCCGACGCGGACCCGCACGCCAAGGGGUCGCUCGGCGAGCGCGACCGCAUGCCCGUCUGGGUGAGAUUCCGCUGCGCGUCGCGCACCGUGGAGACGCACAAGUACGUCGCCUUCGGGGGCGAGUCCGGCCGCGCCGAGGUCUGGCGCUACGACGUCGCGGGCCGGCCGCGGCCGCCGGCGGACGGCGGCGCGCGCGACGCCGUCGAGUGCGCCGCGGGCGCGUCGCCGCGGACGAGCCGCCACGCGAGCCGGGCCUGGUCCAUGCGCUUCGACCACACGGUCAACUGCGUGUCCCUGUCGGGCUCGACGCGGCGCGUCGCGGCGUGCGCGCGCGAGGUCGUCGUCGUCUACGACUUCGACAGCCGCUGCGUCGUCUUCCGGCUCGACGCGGGCGACGCGCUCUACAGCGUGGCCCUGUCGCGCAGCGGCAAGUCCGUGCUCUUCGGCGGCGCGUCCAAGGAGGUCAAGCUCUGCGACGUGACGACGGCCGCGCUCCGCUACGAGGCGCGCGCGGACGACCGCGUCCGCGCGGUCGCGCUCUGCGGCGACGACGAGGUGCUGGCCUUCGGGGGCUUCGACGCGACGCUGCGCCUGCACCACGUGGGCCGCGGCGCGCCCUGUGCCGUCGGCGAGUGCGGCGCGACCGCGCGCGCCGUGGCCGUCGACCGCGCCGGCGCCGUCCUCGCCGUCGGCGGCGACGACGCGCUGUGCCGCUGCUACGACCUCGUGCGCGGGUCCCUGUCGCAGCCUUCCUGGAGCGCGAAGCACCGGGGCAAGGUCUGGACCGUCUCUGUGACUCCGGACGGGACCCGCGUCGCGGCCGGCGACUACGCGAACGCCGUCGUGCUCUACGCCGCGGCCGACGGCGCCGUGCUCUGGCUCAAGACGUCGUGGCUCGGCAAGGGCGCGCCCUUCACCUGGGCCGUCCACUUCUCCGGCGACGGCGACACGCUCGCCAUCGGCCACUGGGACGCCUACGCCUACCUCGUCGACGCGGCGGACCUCCGCGAGUUCGGCGCGAUCGAGCGCGGCGACCGCGUCUACGCGGUCGCGCUGUCGAGCGACGGCGCGCUCGUCGCCGUCGGCGGCCGGGACAAGCGCGCGGCGGUCUACGCCGUCGACGGCGACCACAUCGCCGCGCUCUUCGAGACGGUCCACGAGGCCUUCGUGUACGCGGUCGCGCUGAGCCGCGGCCGGCGCGGGAACCGGGCGAUUCGAGCGAGCUUCGACGCGCGCGGAACGCGCGCGACCGUUCCGGAAAAAGCAUCCGCGCGCCACGACGACGCCGUCCUCGCCGUCGGCCGCGUCGACUGCCUCGUCGCCGUCUUCGACGUCGCGAGCGAGGCGCGGACGGCGACGAUCGCCAUGGAGGGCCUCGUGCAGAACCUCUGCUUCGCGCCCGCGGCGCGGGACCUCGCCAUCGCGGCCGAGCAGAACACGGUCGACGUCUGGGACCUGUCGGACGCGUCGCGGCCGCGCGAGAAGCUCGUCGUGACGCGCCACGCGACGACGAACGACGUCGCGCUGAGCCUGCGGGGCUUCGCGUUCUGCAACGGCACGAUCUUCAGCACCAUGGGCGUCGGGAGCCGCGUGCCGGCGUGGUACGACGCGCUGAACCACGAGGUCGCGCGCGCGACGCUCGACCACCCGCGCGCGCUGCGCGCGGCGCUCCGGCUCCACCGCACGCUCGUGAACCAGGUGAACCCCGUGAGCGGCGAGUCGAUCCUGCAGUACGCGGUGCGGAAGAAGUCGCGGCGCGCCGUGGACCAGCUGCUCCACGCGGACUGCCCCAUCGGCCUCCUCGGCGACUGCAACGGCAUGAACGCGAUCACCGUCGCGCUCGCGAACGAGCGCAAGGGGGCGUUGAGCCAGCUGCUGGACGUCAUGAUGACGUCGCUGGACGGGUCGCCGCUCGCCGCGGCCGCGUUCAGCAACGCGCACGCGGCCAUCGCGGACCAGUACCCGGACCUCUACCUCGACUUCAUCUCGCGGUCCUUCCUCAUCCACGACACGGACGUCGUGCCCCCGGGCCACAACUUCGCGCUCAUGCCGCCGACGGGCGCGUCCGUGACCGCGGGCAGCGACCACCGGUCGCCCGCGGACUUCUGGAGCGACUUCCUGGUCAAGGCGGGCGCGCGGUUCCGCUACUUCGAGCACCGCGAGUCCGACGACGGCGCGGCGCACCGGCCCAGCGGCGCCUUCCACGCGCGCAACUCGUUGCGCCACAUGCUGAGCCGCCGGUCCUUCGACGGCGGCCGGGCCGGCGCGGCGCCGACGUUCGCCAACUUCGCGACCCUGGGCGGCGCCGGCGUCCGCGCGCACCUCAAGAAGACGGAGGUCGCGGCGAUGAUCGUGCCCUUCGAGCGCGUGCUGGGCACCUUCGGGGGCGACGCCGUGAGCCAGGACUCCGUGCUCGCGCUCGCGACGCGGUGCGCGGCGUCGAUGAACGACUACCGGGUCUUCGAGAGCCAGAUGGUCCGCGCGAUCAUCCAGUUCAAGUGGGACCACUACGCGCGGUCCAUCUUCAUCGCCCAGUGCGUCCUCUGCGUCUUCCACUUCGCUUUGGUCAUCGCGCUCUACGUCGCCGUGACGCCGGCGAUGCGGCUGCCGACGCGCUGGGACCCGGGCGACCGCGGCCGGCCCGCCCACGGCCUCGGCGAGGUCUUCGCCCUCGCGCUCUACCUGCCCGUGGUCCUGCUGACCUGCUUCCUCCUGGGGCUCGAGGUGCGGCAGAUGCUCCUCGAGGGGUCGCAGAACUACUUCGCGGGCCACGCGGUCUGGAAGGCGCUCGACCUCGCGUGCCUGUCGCUCCAGCUCCUCGUCGACGGCCUCCUCGCCAUGGAGGUCGGCGGCUGGCUGCUGGCCUUCUUCGCCUGCGUCAACGUCCUCUUCUUCAACUGGCGCAUCAUCUCCUUCGCGCGGGGCUUCGAGAACUGGGGGCCCCUCGUGCGCAUGAUCGUGAAGAUCGUCUGGGAGGUGCGCUUCUUCUCCGCCGUCGUCGCGCUCAUGCUCGUCGGCUUCUGGCUCGCGUUCGCCAUCGGCAUGCAGGAGACGCCGACGGAGUGGCUCAUGGUCUUCCUCUUCAACGCGGGCUUCUACGGCGAGUACGAGAAGGACUACCUGAGCGGGGACCAGGGCUUCUACGACUGGCGCAUGGACCGCCAGCUCCCCAUCACGACGGUCCUCCAGCUCUUCAUGCUCAUCUUCGGCGUCCUCGCGCUCAACCUGCUCAUCGCCAUCAUGAACAGCGCCUACGAGCGCGUCCGCGCGUCCGCCGUCGCGGAGAUGCUCCACGAGAAGAGCAUGAUCAUCCUCUCCAUCGAGCGCCUCUGGCUGCCCAUGGUCAUCUCGGCCUACGGCAUCCCCCACGACUACUUCUUCCCGCGCUGGCUCCUCCUCCUCGGGCCCAUCUCCAUCCUCGACGUCUCCGAGGAGAAGCGCCGGGCCAUGCACGACCGGGUCGUGGGCAUGCGGGAGUCGCUAAGCUGAAGCUCCGAGGUUUAGGGCCCCUAG